Molecule: messenger RNA, 935 nt
Organism: Charadrius vociferus (killdeer)
Lineage: Eukaryota; Metazoa; Chordata; Aves; Charadriiformes; Charadriidae
Gene: POLR3F
Product: polymerase (RNA) III (DNA directed) polypeptide F, 39 kDa
Exons: 8
Coding region: 58-885 (275 amino acids)
Biological process (GO): transcription by RNA polymerase III
Cellular component (GO): RNA polymerase III complex
Source: RefSeq, a predicted model, not a curated record
AUUGAGCUGUGUCAUCAGUUCCCUCACGGUAUCACAGACCAGGUGAUUCAAAAUGAUAUGCCACACAUGGAAGCCCAGCAGCGAGCCAUGGCGAUCAACAGGCUGCUCUCAAUGGGGCAACUGGACCUUCUCAGGAGCAACGCGGGCCUCCUAUAUAGAAUCAAAGAGUCUCAAAAUGCAAGUAAAAUGAAAGGCUCUGACAAUCAAGAGAAACUGGUUUACCAAAUUAUAGAAGAUGCAGGCAACAAAGGUAUAUGGAGCAGGGACAUUAGAUAUAAAAGUAAUUUGCCUUUAACAGAGAUCAACAAGAUACUGAAAAACUUGGAAAGCAAGAAACUAAUUAAAGCAGUUAAAUCUGUGGCAGCAUCCAAGAAGAAGGUGUAUAUGCUGUAUAACCUGCAGCCUGACCGGUCAGUGACUGGUGGGGCUUGGUACAGUGACCAAGACUUUGAGUCUGAAUUUGUGGAGGUGUUAAAUCAGCAGUGUUUUAAAUUUCUACAGAGUAAGGCAGAAGCAGCUCGAGAGAGCAAACAGAACCCCAUGAUACAGAGGAACAGCUCAUUUGCCUCAUCCCAUGAGGUGUGGAAAUACAUCUGUGAACUGGGUAUCAGUAAGGUAGAGUUGUCAAUGGAAGAUAUUGAAACCAUUUUAAAUACACUAAUAUAUGACGGAAAAGUGGAGAUGACUAUCAUUGCUGCAAAGGAAGGGACGGUAGGCAGUGUGGAUGGACAGAUGAAAUUGUACAGAGCUGUUAGUCCUCUCAUACAACCCACUGGAUUAGUCAGGACACCCUGUGGGCUCUGUCCCGUUUUUGAUGAUUGCCAUGAAGGUGGUGAGAUUUCUCCAUCAAACUGUAUUUAUAUGACAGAGUGGCUGGAGUUCUAAAGUGAAAGAAAACUGUAAACUGGAUUUGUGCUUCACAGACAAAGCAGCUU